AUGACUAUAUCAGACUUACAUAUAGCAGAUAAUAAACCCAGUCUCGAAUGCACAGAUUGUGGGGCACAGAUCACAGAUAGUGAUAUGUUAUCGCACUGGGAUGAGCACGGAGUACACUUGCACAGAUGCAGCCUCUGUGACGUCAUUUCCAGGUCUAAGAAAGAAAUUAUACAACACAUUACAGAAGUACACACGAAGGUCUACAGCUGUAAGGAAUGUGGAACCAAAUGCUGGGUGCCGUGCCCGGACUGCGGCAAGACGUUCAGCAGGAAGGUGUACAUGAACAACCACCACAAGCAGGUGCACAGGAGGGACUCGCCGCACUACUGUCGGGACUGCGACAAGACCAAUCGCGUGUUGACAAACCACCGACGCACUCACACCGGCGAGAGGCCGUUCUGCUGUGAACAUUGUGGGGCGGCCUUCGCUCAGCUACAGGCGAGGAAGACGCACGAGAGAACGCAGCACAGAACGGCGCAGUAG
This is a messenger RNA of Danaus chrysippus (African queen), 483 nucleotides long. Lineage: Eukaryota; Metazoa; Arthropoda; Insecta; Lepidoptera; Nymphalidae. The record is from the annotation of a GenBank genome assembly.